ACGGUUGUCACCUAGUUAAAUCUCUACCGCCUUUCGCGGCCUUGGCGCGAUUCGACUCCAGCCGCGAAGAGUGCACGACUUGCCUCGAAGGGACACGUACGGGCAUCUUGGAAGACGUCCACACCUGGGCGAUUAGUCUGCAUGUGCCUGACGAUACCACGAACUCUGCGAUGCAACCUGCCAACCAUCAGCCCAGCAUCUUCUGGCUGAAUGGCCAACCCGGCUCUGGCAAGACGACAAUCGCACGGUCCGUCGCCAAGCGAUGUCACGAUGGAGGCAUCUUGGGCGCGAGCUUCUUCUGCUCUCGAUCAGAUGCCGACUGCAACAACCCCUCCAUGAUUUUCACGACCAUCGCUUACCAACUCGGAUUGCUCUUUCCAUCUUAUAGUGACCGAGUCUCAGAGAUACUGAAGAAAGAUCCCCUGCUGGUGUACGCUGCCGUCACUCGUCAGUUCGAGGAGCUGAUAAUACAACCGCUGGCACACCUCCAUGACCUACACAACGACGGUUCACCCAUUCCACCAUGCAUUGUGGUUAUCGACGCGCUGGAUGAGUGCCGAGGCUCGAAAGCCACGUCUGCGAUCCUGUCCAAUCUGCUCAAGCACGCAGACAAACUCCCUCCACUUCGAUUCUUCAUCACCAGCCGUCCCGAGCACCAUAUCGUCACCAGCUUUGAUUCCCCUGACUAUCGCAACGCCUCCAGUCGGCUAGUUUUGCACGAGGUAGAACUAGAGGCCGUCACCCCAGACAUCAAGCUUUACAUUACCGCGUCUCUGUUAGAUAUCAAGGUGCGCUUCAGGCUGGCAGGGACUUGGCCUGGCGAGGGAGACAUCGAGAUCCUUGCCAAGAAGGCCGGCGGCUUGUUCAUCUUUGCCGCCACUGCCGUCAAGUUCAUCGAAGACCGGAAAUAUCUGAACGGCCCUCGUCGACAGCUCGAGAUACUGAUAUCCGCCAUGGCGUCAGAUGGCUCCUACCGACUACUGGACUGGUUGUACUCGCAGGUGCUCGAGACCACAUUCCCUGACAUGCCCGAAGACCUAUUAGAGUCGGAGCUUAAGUCGAUCCUGGGGUCUAUCGUCACCGUUCAAGAUCCUCUCCCCCUUUCCGGCCUCUCGCGGCUGAUCGGACUGCCCGCUGACACGGUGUACAGUUCCCUCGUGGGCCUCCACUCUGUCCUCAUCGUGCCGGAGUCCGAAGAGUCCAAGUCGAACAUCCGUAUCAUCCAUCCUACCUUUGCCGAGUUCCUAAUUGACUCGACUCGCUGCACGAACCGAUCGUUCACCGUGAAUUCGCAGCAACAGCAUACGGAGCUACUUUGCGGGUGUCUGGAGGCUCUGCAAGAGCUAAGGCGGGACAUCUGCGACAUUCGAGAUCCCUCCUUGCUGAACACCGAGGUUCCGAACCUGCUCGAGCGUGUGGAGAAGGCGAUACCACCACAUGUGAAGUAUGCCUGUCGGCACUGGUACACUCAUCUGGUGAACGGAAACCUUUCAGCUGAGAAUCUCGAACCACUUUCGGAGCUUGUGGAGAGGCGGCUGCUGUACUGGGUCGAAGCCUGUAGUGUGCUCGGAGUGCUGAGGGAGGCUAUCUUGGGUCUGAGUGAGUCCCAGCGCAAGCUCAGGGUAAUGCUGUUGAGCGACUGCGAGCGGCUCAUUGUCGGUUACUUCCCUGCGAUCAGUGGUUCAGCGCUGCAGCUGUACCAUUUGAUCCCGCUACUCGUUCCGAGGAAGACAGCGCUUGCACAGAUCUACGCAGGCGAGUGUCGCGCGGAGAACUCUGUCAAGGUUUUCGGAGGUGCAACAGACUCUUGGGACGCCUGCUUGGGCACGGUCACUGCACAUGAAGGUCAAGUGGUCCGUGCUGUCGACCUCUCACCCGACGACAGGACAAUCGUCUCUUCGGGAGACGAUAACAAGAUUCGGCUUUGGGACGCCCUCACCUGCGCCCAGCUUCUCGUCCUCUACGGUCAUUCCGACUUCGUUCGCUCUGUCAAGUAUUCCCCGGACGGCGCUCGCAUUGUCUCUGCUGCUGACGACGGCACCGUCAAGAUCUGGGAUGCCGUAUCCGGCGUGCUUCUCUGCACCCUGAAAGGACAUACGAAUUGGGUUCUCUGCGCAGUCUAUACACCUGACGGCGGGCGCAUUGUGUCUGGCUCCAGGGACAAUUCCAUCAAAAUCUGGGACGCCGAGACAGGAGCCUGCUUGAUGACCUUGACCGAGCAUCGAGACCGGGUCACAUCCAUUGCUGUGUCUCCGGAUGGCCUGUGGAUGGCGUCAGGCGCAGAUGACAUGGUCUGCUUGUGGAGCUUGGAGGCGCCCGAAGCUCAGCAAGUAUUCGCCGGGCACACCCGUGACGUCAUCUGUGUCGCCUAUAGCCAAGACGGGACUCGCAUCGCGUCUGGCUCGCGGGAUGGUACUGUUCGACUGUGGGACACGACGCAGAAUGCAGUGAACACACCGCAGCUCGAGAGCGCCAUCAAGCCAUCUGAUCCUCGUGCGCUGCUGGUACGCGGCAAUGAUUCCAUCGAGGUGUACAAGACGGACACCUGGGAGUGCGCAUACAAGCCUCUAUCCUUACCGUCGGGAUGUACGCACUACGCAGCGUUCUCACCAGACGACGCGAUGGUCCUUGUAGCAUCAGACGGAGAGCCUGGCAGGGUGGCACUCUGGGAUGCGGCUUCUGGGUCGCUGUGUGCCCGGUGGGAAGGCGAGCUGUAUGGGCAUACGAACUGGGUAACGUCAGUCGCCUUUGCUCCUGGUGGGGACGUCAUCAUUUCCUCUGAUCGCGGUAAUGGCAUGCGACUCUGGGACAUCGCAACGGGCGCUUGUCUCCUCGUCCUCAGCCCGGCUACCUGGGGCAGCACCGUGCGACUGUCCCCUGACGGCUCUGGAGUCCUAGUUGACGACGACAAACGACUCAUUCAGCUAUGGGCGCCUCUCAACGAAGAUGCGCUGGCGACGACAUCGCUUCCUUGGCUCCCGCGCCGCACUUGGCCUAUAUACUACAUCGAAGAUAGCUGGAUCUUCUCGCUGACGCCAACUCGGCAGGCACGACUGUGUUGGGUUCCGGCAGACUGGCAGGGCAUAGCAGGAUUCCUUGGGCAGGACGUGCUGUUUGGGAAGCAGGGUGCUCGGCUCAAUUUCUCGGCGCUGAGUAGUUAUCUUGAGAGCUUGCACACAGCCAGCACAUAG
Molecule: messenger RNA, 3191 nt
Organism: Phanerochaete carnosa HHB-10118-sp
Lineage: Eukaryota; Fungi; Basidiomycota; Agaricomycetes; Polyporales; Phanerochaetaceae
Exons: 5
Coding region: 171-3191 (1006 amino acids)
Molecular function (GO): protein binding
Source: RefSeq, a predicted model, not a curated record